AUGGCUCCCGCAAAGAAGGGUGGCGAGAAGAAGAAGGGCCAUUCUUUCACGAACAAGGUAGUGACCAAGGAAUACACCACUACAUUCACAAGCGCAACCAUGGAGUUGUGCCCCUCAGGUACUCAGAUCCGAAAAUUUGUCAUGAAGGAGAUGAGAAUCCCAGAUAUGUGCAUUGACACCAGACUCAACAAAGCUGUCUGGGCCAAAGGAAUAAGGAAUGUCCCAUACUUCAUCUUGGUGUGGUUGUCUAGAAAACAUACUGAGGACAAAGAUUCACCAAAUAAGCUCUAUAUGUUGGUUACCUACAUACUUGUCACUACUUUCAAAAAUCCACAAACAGUUAAUGUGAGUAAGAACUAA
Rhinolophus ferrumequinum (greater horseshoe bat) is the source of this 360-nucleotide messenger RNA. RefSeq names its product 60S ribosomal protein L31-like. Gene Ontology annotation, cellular component: cytosolic large ribosomal subunit; ribosome. Gene Ontology annotation, biological process: cytoplasmic translation. The record is from RefSeq and is a predicted model, not a curated record. The coding region runs from base 1 to 360 and encodes 119 amino acids. Gene Ontology annotation, molecular function: structural constituent of ribosome. Lineage: Eukaryota; Metazoa; Chordata; Mammalia; Chiroptera; Rhinolophidae. The transcript has a single exon.